Triplophysa rosa is the source of this 4363-nucleotide messenger RNA. RefSeq names its product SDA1 domain containing 1 (gene sdad1). The transcript is spliced from 22 exons. The record is from RefSeq and is a predicted model, not a curated record. Lineage: Eukaryota; Metazoa; Chordata; Actinopteri; Cypriniformes; Nemacheilidae. Gene Ontology annotation, cellular component: nucleolus. Bases 111 to 2168 code for a protein of 685 amino acids. Gene Ontology annotation, biological process: ribosomal large subunit export from nucleus; ribosomal large subunit biogenesis.
CGCUGACAACAUGGCGACUACCAUGUGAGCCACGCUGGUGCUGGAGUAAACUCGUAAAGCUAAAUAAACGCACUUUUCUAAAGCUUUGAGUGAUAAGAAAUUAGUUAAAGAUGUCGGCUCGACACAAUAACAAGUUACCGACGAACCUCCCACAGCUGCAUAAUCUAAUCAAGAGGGAUCCGAAGUCUUACACGGAGGAGUUCUUGCAGCAGUAUCGUCAUUAUAACUCAAAUGUCGAGAUCUUUAAACAUCAGCCGGAUAAACCCAACAAAGAUCUGGCUGACCUGGUCAUGUUUCUUUCUCAAGUUGCACACUGUUACUUGGAAGAGCUGUCAAAGUUCCCACAGGAGCUAACUGACCUUCUCUUAAACCAUCACACAGUCCUGCAUCCAGAUCUUCGUAUGACGUUUUGUAGAGCCCUCAUUCUCCUGAGAAACAAAGAUCUGAUCAGCCCCACCAGUCUUCUGGAGCUGUUCUUCGAGCUUCUGCGCUGUCACGACAAACUGCUGCGAAAGACGUUAUACACGCAUAUCGUGACUGAUGUCAAAAAUAUUAAUGCCAAGCACAAAAACAACAAAUUAAAUACGAUCUUACAGAACUUCAUGUACACCAUGUUAAGGGAUUCAAACCCAAUCGCUGCCAAGAUCUCUCUUGAUGUGAUGGUUGAGUUGUACAGAAGAAACAUCUGGAAUGACGCUAAAACUGUCAACGUCAUCACCACAGCGUGUUUCUCCAAGAUUGCGAAGAUCCUUGUAGCUGCGUUGAAGUUCUUUAUUGGAAAAGAUGAAGAUGAAGCAAAAGACAGUGAUUCUGAAUCUGAGGAUGAAGGACCAACAGCCAGAGAUCUUAUGAUUAGAUAUUCCACAGGCAAGAAGUCGUCCAAAAAUAAGAAGAAAAUGGAGAAAGCCAUGAAAGUUCUUAAGAAACAUAAAAAGAAGAAAAAAGUUGAGGUCUUUAAUUUCUCCGCUAUACACUUGAUACAUGAUCCUCAAGAUUUCGCAGAGAAGCUGUUGAAGCAGUUGGAGAAGUCAAACGAGCGCUUUGAGGUGAAGAUCAUGUUGAUGGAGCUCAUCUCUAGGCUUGUAGGCAUUCAUGAGCUUUUCCUGUUUAACUUCUACCCGUUUGUCCAGCGGUUUCUACAGCCGCAUCAAAGAGAGGUGACUAAGAUUCUGUUGUGUGCUGCUCAGGCCUCUCAUCAGCUGGUUCCUCCAGAGAUCAUUGAGCCUGUUAUCAUGACCAUCGCCAAUAACUUUGUAACGGACAGAAAUUCUGGUGAAGUCAUGACAGUCGGAAUCAACGCUAUCAAAGAACUGGUGGCCCGAUGUCCUCUAUCUAUGUCUGAAGACCUUCUGCAAGAUCUGGCACUGUACAAAACCCACAAAGAUAAAAAUGUCGUGAUGUCUUCCAAAGCUCUUAUCCAGCUCUUCAGAAGUCUGAAUCCACAGAUGCUACACAGAAAAGACAGGGGAAAGCCCACAGAAUCUUCCAGAGAGGCCAAGAUUCAGAAUUACGGUGAACUGGAGGCCAAAGACUACAUCCCUGGAGCUGAAGUGCUGGAGGUGGAAGAGAAAGCAGAGGAGGAGGACGGUGAAGACGGCUGGGAAGUCGCCAGCAUGAGUGAAGAUGAUGAUGAAGAUGGAGAAUGGGUGAACGUGCAUCACUCCUCCGAUGAAGAUCAGACCGAAGUGACUGAGAAAUUGCAGAGUAUCCCUGAGGACGAGAGGAAAGCUAAAGCCACCGCGGUCAGCGCCAGCCGACUCCUCACGCAAGAGGAUUUCAAAAAGAUCAAAAUCGCCCAGAUGGCCAAAGAGGUCAACGCUGCACCCGGCAAGGGUCAGAAGAGGAAGAACGUAGAGAGCGAUGAAGAAAACGAGAGAGGCGAGAUACUUAGUCUGAGAGACAUUGAACGUCUUCACAAGAAACCCAAAUCUGACAAAGAAACUCGACUGGCAACAGCUAUGGCUGGCCGACCAGACAGGAAGGAUUUCGUAAGGAAGAAGAGUAAACUGAACCCGUUUGCCAGCACCAGUAACAAGGAAAAGAAACGAACGAAGAACUUCAUGAUGAUGAGACACAGCCAGAACGUGAGGACCAAAGGCAAACGCUCCUUCAGAGAGAAGCAGAUGGCAUUGAGAGAUGCUCUAUUGAAGAAGAGGAAACACAAGUAACGCCUGGUCUGGGCGUGAGGUGCGAGGACCGCUCUGUGUACAGAAGAUGCUUGUUUGUGUUGUACUGACCGACAUGUUGUCUUUUAAAUAAAUAUUUGAAAAAAUGAAACUGUUGCAUUACUUUUUUUUGGUUUAAGAACAAUGUUUUAAGAGUUUUCAAAUACUGAAAUACUCAAAGAAUUUGAAACGCACAUGAGUACAACUGUACAAUCUGUAACGCACAUAAAUGUGAGGCAUUUGUGUGUGUGCAUUGUGGCUUAAUUAUUUUUUGUAAUAAUCGUCUACAAUGAAAGUUGUUCUGAACAACAUUAACAGCAUUUGCUGUAAAUAUGGAAAGCUGUAAUUUCGUUUUGCAUCAUUUCACUUGAUUUAAAUUGGUAUAUUUUUUAUCUUGCAACAUUGUCUUGCGAAUUUCGUUUCAGUGCCCACAAAUUCAACUCCUUUCAUGUGAUAUUUAGAAGCAACAGAACAUCUUUCGAUGGAUUAUUUUGUGUAUUUGAGUUUCCCGCAUUAUAGAUUGAGGGGUAUAGAUUUCUUCCUGAUGUUUUCAGCAUUGGUGUAUGAUCUGUGUUGAUAUUUGCAUGCGUGAUGUAAGUGGACUCGUGUAGAUAGUUGUGUCAGCUUGCAAAACAUCCCCUGAGGUUUCGACACACAUCAGGAUAAUUCGAGAAUUCAUUCGUGCAGGUGAAGAACAUUUUGUGUUUACAUUCUUACUUGCAUGUUUAUCGUUGUUUUUAAGUCGCUGUUUGGUUUUCUUUUUUUAGCAGUCGGAAGAGCGAUCAAUGGCAGGAUUUGAGAACUCCACAAUUUCUCAGGUGGAUCUUCAAGCAAACGUUACAUCACAGUCAACAUUGCAAUGGGACCUUAUCAAGAUUUUCACAUUGAGCUUCAGUUUUCUGUUUGGUCCUCCGACACACAUCUACAUCAUUUGGCUUAUUUUCUCUGGAGGAAGAAUUGUAUCAGAUUUUCUACACCUCAAUCUUUCUGCCUGUGAGGUCAUUAUUUCUCUGACAUGUCUCUUGUAUUGGGUGGAUGUAAUGUUUCCGCAGCUCUCCGUGUUGAGAUUCUCUGAAGGACUGCUAAGCACCGGCCGUCCUCUGUUUCAGUGUCUGAUGUGUGUGGAGCGUUACCUGGCGGUGGUUCAUCCUGUAACCUUUCUGAAGUACAAACCUCUCAGAUACAGACUCAUGUGUGCUGCGCUUCUGCCUGGAUCACAAGUUUUGGCUCUUGUGUGUUUACAGUAGUUUCACACAAUAAAGUUUAUAUGUUUGGUCUACUGUUUCGGUUUUUCCUUUUUCUUUGCAUAAACCUGUACUGUUGUGUGGCUGUUCUUAGAGCUCUGAAGCAGUCAGGACCAGGAGAGAGAGAGAGAGAGAGAGAGAGGAGGAAAACCACAUGAAGAGAAGAGCGUUUCAUCUCAUUCUCAUAACUACAGUAACCGUGCUUAUCUUAUUUGUCCCUACAAUUAUCGUAGGAUGCCUUUGUUUUCUCACAGCGGGAUGUUUCAAAUUUUACAUCGGCUAGUUUUUCAUUUUUAAUUAUUGCUGGUUUUGUUCAACCUGUUCUGUAUUUGUAUGGAAAUGGAAAACUGCUCUUUUGCCGAAAAUGCAACUUCCAAAUUCCAAAGUAACCUUUAUUAAAAUGGCAUUCAUGUUUUUCAGAUUACUGUAAUUUUAGUAGCAGUAGAAACGCUGUCAAACCAACAAGUUUUCUUAAAACUGUGAAACUAGUAAGUUAGUCACACAGUUAAAGUCCUUUUGUUUUAAAAGAACACCAAUGCAAGUCUUGUUCUUUUAACAUUAAACGAUAUCUCUGACACAAGGUCACUGUGUUUCUAUGUCAGACAUAUCAAUGCAUUUAUACACAGUACACACAUACAGCAGGCUCUUUAUUCUUAUAUUUAUCUUCAAUUCUAUCGAAUUCCAUUAUUACAUGCUUUCGCAAUCACUGAAAUGCCAAAUUAAACUGGAUCAUGUGUGUGUAAAUGCUUAUUUAUUUUAUAGACUUUAAGCUGAAAACUUUACUUUUAUGCAAUAGUAAAGUGUAGUCUUUUCUAUGUAAAUGCUUUAAAUGUGUACUUGGCUAUAAACCCACACGAGUCACUUGUAAUAUUUGCAUCUCUGCUGUGAUGAUAUUGGUAUGUAAAUCUAUGUUAAGUUUGUGUAGUUGCCAAUAAACAAUCACACCUAAUUUGU